This is a messenger RNA of Saccostrea cuccullata (small rock oyster), 552 nucleotides long. RefSeq lists its product as uncharacterized. The record is from RefSeq and is a predicted model, not a curated record. The transcript is spliced from 3 exons. Lineage: Eukaryota; Metazoa; Mollusca; Bivalvia; Ostreida; Ostreidae. Gene Ontology annotation, molecular function: signaling receptor activity. Bases 1 to 552 code for a protein of 183 amino acids.
AUGAUAGACGUACAGUAUAAGAGACGAUCUGGUUUGUUCAAGACACAGUUUGGUCUGAUUUUUAUUUUGGUAUCUAUGGAGUUUAUUGCAUGUGAAGCAGACAGAAACACAAUGAAUUUAAGGAUUAUUCCGGAUCUGGAUAACAUGAUAGCCACGGACGGAUCCUGCUUUGUAUCUGAACCUGAAGUGUCUGGAUUUAUAGAGUGUACCCUGAGGUGUGUGAUGUCGCCGUGUGUCGCGGUGUUCUAUCACAGCCGUCCGAGAUCCUGUCGUCUGCUGAGACAGAACUGUAGCAGAGACCUGAUGUAUACUACAGACGUGGGAUGGAGCUUCUUCUCUGAUAUUAAGGCAUGUGGUGACGGGUGGACACAGUUCAGAGAUCACUGUUACCGCCUUAGUGUAACCACCGCCACCUGGUACGACGCCGCGCUACAGUGUGGAGGUCAGGGAGGUUAUGUGGUGGAGAUUGAAUCCCAGGCAGAAAACGACUGGAUCAAUAGCAAUAUAGCACCGGGUAAGAAACAAUCAGACACUAGAUUAAUAUCAUUAUAA